Hyla sarda is the source of this 2712-nucleotide messenger RNA. It is a transcript of the gene SLC52A3, whose product is annotated as solute carrier family 52 member 3. Gene Ontology annotation, molecular function: riboflavin transmembrane transporter activity. The record is from RefSeq and is a predicted model, not a curated record. The coding region runs from base 1240 to 2616 and encodes 458 amino acids. Gene Ontology annotation, biological process: riboflavin transport. Gene Ontology annotation, cellular component: plasma membrane. NCBI's taxonomy places the organism in Eukaryota, Metazoa, Chordata, Amphibia, Anura, Hylidae. The transcript is spliced from 4 exons.
CUGCAGGGAGGCUUCCUGAUAGGGCAGCAAGGGUACGAGGUAACACCUCUGGGCCACCACAAUUCUUUAUAUACAUAGCAUAGGGGAUAAUAUACAAUUACAGUAGAACAGAUGCAGGGGGGGCCUUCUGGGAGGCUGCCUGACAGGGCAGCAAGGUUACAGGGUAACAAAUCCCGUACUGGGCCACCGCAUUUCUUUUUGGCGUAAAUUAAUGUGCAAAGCAUGACCUUUAGGUGCAAACUCACACCAUCCAGGACCACAUUUAGAAACUUGUCUACAUCUAAGCUACUUUGCUAUUUAUAUUUAAAAAAAAUGUACACCUCUUUGAUAUAUGUGGGGGAAGUACACAUGACAUAUGUCCAGGCAAAAAGGGGUAAAAAGAACUUGAAAAUGUAAAUUUUCCCCCAGUGUCCACCCUUCAACACCAUAGUGUUUCUCUUUUACUCUAAAUGGGUGCAGGUCCAAAAUUUGGUGCCAAUUUAUCUGUUUUUUUAAUUUUUUUUUAUGGAGCUCCAGAUAGGGAGCUUAUACCGUGAAUUCAAUAAUGAAACAGUAACCAGUUCCUCCUAGUGAUGUCUGCAGGCAACCAACAAUCUAUGUCUAUGCAGGGGACAUGAAGCUCUGUAUCAGAAGAAAAUGACCCGUAAAUGAUAUAAUCAGGACAGAAUAUUGGACCAAAAAUUGAGUUCCUGCUAUGAGUUUGACUGGUGAUAAUCUACAACUCCCAUUAUGCCUUGACAGCCUAUGGCUCUCCAGCUGUUGCAAAACUACAAUUCCCAUCAUGCCCUGACAGCCUGUGGCCCUCCAGUAGUUUUGCAACAGCUCAGGGGUAUUACAGGAGGUGCAGGAGUUCAGCUGCUUCAUGACAGAAUGGACUUUGGCUACAGAAGAUGAGAUAAGAUGUACAGUAUUUAGUGGAGGCAGCGUGCUGCAGUAGGACAGAAUACGGCCUGUACUUUACCUCAGAACAUGAGCACAUUUUCUUCUCUUGUUUAGCCUUGUGAUUUGCAAAGAGAACAUCGACUCACCAGACGUCCUCACUUCCCCCUUGGCUACUCUGAGAGAACUGCUUAAGUAAUAGGCAUGCAAUGGGAUUGAUCAGCUGAUAUGUACAGAGAACUCUCUUCUGGAAGACACGGUCAUAUAACAGGCCACCUCUGACCAUCCAUGAUCCUUUGACCUUUUAGUGGACAGUCUCUACUGCUUGGAAACCUUGAGGACAGAGCAAAGUAGUCAGACAUGGCUUUUGUUACUCACCUGUUGGCGUGUAUCUUUGGAACCGGUGCAUGGGUUGCUAUCAACGGUCUAUGGGUAGAACUUCCACUUAUAGUGAAUGAUGUUCCUGAAGGAUGGUACUUACCAUCAUAUCUUACCAUCCUUAUCCAAAUGGCCAACAUUGGCCCUCUAUUUGUUACUAUAAUGCACAAGGCAAAGCCUGGCUGGGUGAAAGAGGUUGUGAUUAUAUAUAUUAUUAUUGUCCUGGGAAUCGUGGCUUUGUUUCUGUUGGCCUUUUUCUGGAAAGAAACCACCUGGAUUGCCGGGCAGCUACACAGUACAGGAUUCCUGAUCUUAACCUUUUUCUUGUCGGUGGUGGAUUGUACUUCAUCAGUGACCUUCCUGCCCUUCAUGAUGCAACUACAACCCAAGUACAUAACUACAUACUUCAUUGGCGAGGGGCUCAGUGGUCUCUUUCCCGGAUUACUGUCUCUGAUUCAAGGCGUUGGAAUGAUGAAGUGUGUGAAUGUUACACGAAAUGAGAACACAACUCAACCUUGGUUGAAUGCUACAGAUGGUGGAUACUACAUAGAAACCCAAUACCUUCCAGCCAACUUCUCUGUUCAAGUCUUCUUGUUCCUUCUCACAAUUAUGAUGGUUUUCUGCCUGGUGGCUUUUUUCUUCUUAACGAGACUAUCCCAGGAAGACAGCUCCAAUACUUCCUUACUUCAGAGUUCUGUCACCCUUAAUUCUUACUCUACGACUGAUGUGAAGCUUUCAUGUAAUUCGGGGCCUUCUGAUACAAGUAAGAGCACAGAGGACAUCAAGUAUGACAGCGGGAAUUCUUCAGACCCAGAUACUAAUAAAGUAAAGUAUUCUUGGGGUCACUACGCUCUAAUUUACUUUCUUACUGGAUGGGUGAAUGCUCUCACCAAUGGAAUUUUGCCAUCUAUUCAGACAUACUCUUGCAUGCCAUAUGGUAACUUGGCUUACCAUCUUUCUGCUGCACUGGGCUCCAUGGCUAAUCCUCUGGCUUGCCUCAUUGCCAUGUUCCUACCUAGCAGGUCCCUUAUGAUCCUUGCGCUCUUGUCAGUUGUGGGGACAGGAUUCGGGGCAUAUAACAUGAUGACAGCGAUUAUGAGUCCUUGUCCUAUACUGCAGAACAGUACUUGGGGAUUAGUCCUUAUCGUGAUUUCCUGGAUCUUUUUUAUUGGAACGCUCAGUUACGUAAAAGUCAUGAUUGGAGUUAUUCUCCGCAGCCAAAGUCACAGCGCCCUUGUUUGGUGUGGAGCGGUGGUGCAGCUGGGCUCCAUGAUUGGGGCUCUAGUCAUGUUCCCCCUGGUUAAUGUGUAUGGCUUCUUCAGCUCAGCUGAUCUCUGCAGUGUGAAUUGUCCUAGCUAAGACUCACCAGAAAGCAUGAAGAGAGCAAAUACUAAAUAUAUAUAUAUAUAUAUCUGUUCACAAGAAUAUAUGCUACAACUACCUCUACAUAAAGAA